AUGAAAGUCCAGCGAGCAUUCUCCCUUCUAGUAGCGUUUGUAAUGUCUUCAAAGACAAGUGCUGCACUGGCGAGCUCUCAUAAUUCAACAUAUACGAAUCCCAUUCUCCCUGGCUGGCACUCAGACCCAAGCUGUCUCUUCGUCGCUGAAGAAAACAACACAUUCUUUUGUACGACAUCGAGCUUCCUUACCUUUCCAGGAAUCCCAAUCUAUGCCAGCCAGGACUUACGUCAUUGGAAGUUGGUCAGCAAUGUGUUUACACGCCCCGAGCAAGUUCCAGAGAUUGCAAAUAGCACCUCACAAACCCAACAAGACGGUCUAUGGGCUUCUACAAUACGAUACCGCAACGGAAAAUUCUACCUCGUCACUUCGUAUGCCUCCACGUAUCCGUCUUUUAAGGUAGUUUCGGGGUUCCUUUUUACAUCGACAAAUGUUUAUUCCGACGAUUCUUGGACUGAUCCGGUAAGGUUUGCGAUUCGCGAUAUAGAUCCUGAUCUGUUCUGGGAUGACGAUGGUACGGCAUACAUUUCAAGGGCGGGUAUUGUGCAGCAAACUAUAGAUCUAAAGACAGGUGUCCUUGGACCGGAAACUAAAAUUUGGGGUGGCACAGGCAGUGCGACUCCGGAGGGUCCGCAUAUUUAUAAGAGGGAUGGCUGGUACUAUCUCAUGAUUUCGGAGGGAGGUACCGAGCUUAAUCAUCGUGUGACAAUUGCUCGAUCCAAAAAAGUCAGUGGUCCGUAUGAGGGUUAUAGCGGAAACCCCAUACUGACAAACAGCAACACGACGGAAUAUUUCCAGACUGUUGGCCAUGCGGAUCUCUUCCAGGAUGGUGACGGUAAUUGGUGGGGAAGUGCUUUGGCAACCCGCUCGGGUCCAGCUUGGAGGGUCUAUCCCAUGGGUCGGGAGACUGUUCUCUUUGCUGUGACAUGGGAGGAAGGCGAAUGGCCCAUACUCGAGCCUGUUCAAGGGCAAAUGACGGGAUGGAGACUGCCACGGCCUUCUAAAGGCGAGGGUAUACCGGGUAAAGGAGCAUACGUUGAUGCUCCAGAUCGUAUCACGUUUGGUCCUGGGACUUCAAUUCCGAGACACUUUCUUUACUGGAGGAUCCCGAAAGAAGGUAGUUUUACCGUAUCACCACCAGAAAGUCCACAUUCACUGCGCUUGCUGCCUUCAUCUCAGAAUAUAACUGGAACUGGUAUCCCCGGCGUGGAUGUGAACGAAACAGACAUAACACUGAUUACACGCCGUCAAAGCCAUACAUACUUUACUUACAGUGUUGAUAUAACGUAUGCUCCCACAGAAGCAGGGGAGGAAGCUGGUGUGACUAUCUUCUUAACACAAGAUCAACAUAUUGAUCUGGGAAUUGUGCUACUUUCGUCUGGAGGAAAUUUGGUUCCACAUGUCCGUUUCCAGACAACUCUACUGAACGACUUGGACACGCUAGCAACCCAAAAUGUGACAGUUCCAGGGACUGUAGUCGCACCCUUACCGUCCUUGUCCUCUAAAGAGAUUCGGGCUCGAUUGCAGGUUCAGGCAAAGGAUGACACUCAUUAUAUUCUGUCUGCUACGCUUCACGAAGACAAACAAUUCGAGUUUACUCAGACGGUGGAAGCUGUACUAGUCAGUGGUGGGACAGGAAGGUUUACUGGAACUCUCCUUGGGGCAUACGCCACGAGCAAUGAAGGCUCGGGUUCCACUCCAGCUUAUAUCACACAAUGGCAAUAUGAAGGGCAGGGGCAAAAGAUUUCAUAA
Talaromyces amestolkiae is the source of this 1752-nucleotide messenger RNA. RefSeq lists its product as uncharacterized. The record is from RefSeq and is a predicted model, not a curated record. Gene Ontology annotation, biological process: carbohydrate metabolic process. NCBI's taxonomy places the organism in Eukaryota, Fungi, Ascomycota, Eurotiomycetes, Eurotiales, Trichocomaceae. The transcript is spliced from 2 exons. The coding region runs from base 1 to 1752 and encodes 583 amino acids. Gene Ontology annotation, molecular function: hydrolase activity, hydrolyzing O-glycosyl compounds.